Messenger RNA from Staurois parvus, 981 nucleotides. NCBI's taxonomy places the organism in Eukaryota, Metazoa, Chordata, Amphibia, Anura, Ranidae. The record is from the annotation of a GenBank genome assembly.
AUGACCUCUGAAGCUACAAUUGCUCCACCAAGGAGCAAGCUGCCAAACUCAGGAUACCGAGAGUACUACUGGCUCCGUUCUUUCGUGGCAGGAGGGGUUGCCAGCUGCUGUGCUAAAACAACCAUUGCACCUUUGGAUAGGAUUAAAAUUCUCUUUCAAGCACAAAACAUCCACUACAGACACUUGGGUGUACUCUCCACCAUAAAAGCUGUGAAACAAAAAGAAGGCUUUCUAGGAUUUUAUAAAGGAAAUGGAGCCAUGAUGGUCAGAAUCUUCCCAUAUGGGGCCAUACAGUUUAUGGCAUUUGACAGAUACAAAAAGGCGAUACGCAAGACAAUCAACAGAUCUGAGCAUCUACACAGAUUAAUGGCUGGAUCAAUGGCUGGAAUUACUGCAGUAAUGUGCACUUAUCCUCUGGAUAUGGUCAGAGCUCGUCUUGCAUUUCAAGUGAAAGGAGAACACAAGUACAAUGGAAUCAUAGAUGCUUUUAAGAGUAUUUACACAAAGGAGGGAGGAUUCCGUGGAUAUUACAGAGGCCUUGUUCCCACUGUUAUAGGAAUGGCACCUUAUGCAGGUUUCUCAUUUUUCACUUUUGAGACCUUAAAGACUGCUGGACUGAAACAUGCCCCAGAACUAAUGGGGAAACCAUCCUUGGACAAUCCAGAUGUCAUGGUGCUAAAGACACCUGUCAGCUUAUGCUGUGGUGGGAUUGCUGGAGCCAUUUCACAGACUAUCUCUUACCCUCUGGAUGUCACACGGCGGCGGAUGCAGUUGUCUGCAAUCUUGCCAGAUUCUGAGAAGUGCCGAACCAUGUUUCAGACCUUGAAAUAUGUCUGCAUGGAGCACGGCAUACGGAAAGGCCUAUACCGAGGUCUGUCUCUUAACUACAUUCGCUGCAUUCCUUCUCAAGCUGUGGCUUUUACAACAUAUGAGUUUAUGAGACAGAUUCUGCACUUAAAUGAAUCUCCACCUCCAAAGUAG